Molecule: messenger RNA, 2025 nt
Organism: Cebus imitator (Panamanian white-faced capuchin)
Lineage: Eukaryota; Metazoa; Chordata; Mammalia; Primates; Cebidae
Gene: NUCB2
Product: nucleobindin 2
Exons: 15
Coding region: 371-1633 (420 amino acids)
Cellular component (GO): endoplasmic reticulum-Golgi intermediate compartment; extracellular exosome
Molecular function (GO): calcium ion binding
Source: RefSeq, a predicted model, not a curated record
GCAGGCGGGCGCGCGCGGCGGGAGGAGGGGCGGAGUGGAACUGUGGGCUGGGGGCCCAAGCACAGGUCUGUGCGCUGGAAGCUAGCAGCAGGCGCAACCUCGCGCGCCGAGACCCGGCGAGAACCUGUUACAGGUCAGUUUUUAGUGAGAAAACACUGGGCUAGGAGCCAAGACUUCUUCACUAUUUUGGUAUUGUGCAAGUCUUCUUAUCUCUUUGGAUCUCAGUUGACUCAUCUGUAAAAAGGAGAUUAAAAUUAUUUACCUGCCUGAACAAAAGGAUCAUGCUAUGCACUGUUUUAUAAGCAGCAUUUUAAAAAUUGCAAUUGUAUUUAAUAGCUUAUCUUCCUUACUAGAUUGAAGCCCUGUCAGGAUGAGGUGGAGGACUCUCCUGCUACAGUAUUGCUUUCUCUUGAUUACAUUUCUACUUACUGCUCUUGAAGCUGUGCCUAUAGACAUAGACAAGACAAAAGUACAAAAUAUUCACCCUGUGGAAAGUGCAAAGAUAGAAUCACCAGAUACUGGACUUUAUUAUGAUGAAUAUCUCAAGCAAGUGAUUGAUGUGCUGGAAACAGAUAAACACUUCAGAGAAAAGCUCCAGAAAGCAGACAUAGAGGAAAUAAAGAGUGGGAGGCUAAGCAAAGAGCUGGAUUUAGUAAGUCACCAUGUGAGGACAAAACUCGAUGAACUGAAAAGGCAAGAAGUAGGAAGGUUAAGAAUGUUAAUUAAAGCUAAGUUGGAUUCCAUUCAAGAUAUAGGCAUGGACCACCAAGCUCUUCUAAAACAAUUUGAUCACCUAAACCACCUGAAUCCUGACAAGUUUGAAUCCACAGAUUUAGAUAUGCUAAUUAAAGCGGCAACAAGUGAUCUGGAACACUAUGACAAGACUAGACAUGAAGAAUUUAAAAAAUAUGAAAUGAUGAAGGAACAUGAAAGGAGAGAAUAUUUAAAAACAUUGAGUGAAGAAAAGAGGAAAGAAGAAGAAUCUAAAUUUCAAGAAAUGAAGAAAAAGCAUGAAAAUCACCCUAAAGUUAAUCAUCCAGGAAGCAAAGAUCAACUAAAAGAGGUAUGGGAAGAGACUGAUGGAUUGGAUCCUAAUGACUUUGACCCCAAGACAUUUUUCAAAUUACAUGAUGUCAAUAGUGAUGGAUUCCUGGAUGAACAAGAAUUAGAAGCCCUAUUUACUAAAGAGUUGGAGAAAGUAUAUGACCCUAAAAAUGAAGAGGAUGAUAUGGUAGAAAUGGAAGAAGAAAGACUUAGAAUGAGGGAACAUGUAAUGAAUGAGGUUGAUACUAACAAAGACCGAUUGGUGACUCUGGAGGAGUUUUUGAAAGCCACAGAAAAAAAAGAAUUCUUGGAGCCAGAUAGCUGGGAGACAUUAGAUCAGCAACAGUUCUUCACAGAGGAAGAGCUAAAAGAAUAUGAAAAUAUUAUUGCUUUACAAGAAAAUGAACUUAAGAAGAAGGCAGAUGAGCUUCAGAAACAAAAAGAAGAGCUACAGCGUCAGCAUGAUCAGCUGGAGGCUCAGAAGCUGGAAUAUCAUCAGGUCAUACAGCAGAUGGAACAAAAAAAAUUACAACAAGGAAUUCCUCCAUCAGGGCCAGCUGGAGAAUUGAAGUUUGAGCCACACAUUUAAAGUCUGAAGUCCGCCAGAACUUGGAAGAAAGCUGUUAACUCAACAUCUAUUUCAUCUUUUUAGCUCCCUUCCUUUUUCUCUGCUCAAUAAAUAUUUUAAAAGCAUAUUUGGAAUAAAGGAAAAUACUUUUUAAAUAAGAACACUUUUUCUUGGACACAGAUAUUAAAGGAUUGAAGUCUAUCACAACCAGGAAGAACACAAACUCACUAUAAACUCUCUGCUCUCACUCUCACACAGCUCUUCCAUUUCUUCUGUUCUCCUUUAGUGAUUUAAUUAAGUGACUUUAUGCCAUAAGUUAGUGUAACUAUUAGGAACUAUUUAAGUGAGAAAACUCUGCCUACUGCUUUUAAAUUAGAUUGCUCUCACUUACUCAUAAACAUAGAUAUUCUUUA